AUGCACACAGCCGAUCUGAAUGGCACGGCGUACGACGACUAUGGGAACCUCGAAGCCAAUGCCGUCACAUUUCAUCCAGAGGGCGCUUCGAGGGGGUUCCAGUGCCGUUACCCGUUUCUCGACGCGCAAACUUGGGAGGCCUGCAACACCAACAACAGUCGCUCGUGCUGGCUGCAAUAUAAACAGGCCGAACAGGACGGCAGCCGCUAUGGCUAUGACAUCUUCACUGACUGUGAGUGCGCCGAUCUUAUCAUGUAUACCUUCGACGUCGCCAACAAGGUCAUAUACCCAGACGGGGUUGCCAAGAACGCCAUUCUCUUCAAUUCUCAGUAUCCAGGACCGAUGGUCGAGGCCUGCUGGGGCGACGAACUGGUCAUCACCGUCACUAACCUGCUUCCUACCAUGGGCACCCAAGUCCACUGGCAUGGCGUCCGACAGCUCCACACCAACGACAUGGAUGGAGUGCCCGUCACCCAGUGUCCGGUGGCCAGGAACGACAGCUUCACCUACCGGUUCAUGGCGCUACAGUAUGGCACCACAUGGUACCACAGCCACUACAGGCUGCAGUACGCCGAAGGCCUCGAGGGUCCCAUAGUAAUCCACGGCCCAGCCAGCGGCGACUACGACCUCGCCACCCCCGAGCCGCUUUUCAUGGCCGACUGGGUCUACAGGAGCGCCUUCGAGGAGUUCGACGCCGACGAAACGAGUCUCAAUGUGCACGGCGGCCUGUCCGACACUAUCCUGCUCAACGGCAAGGCGGGCAAGAACUCACACGGGGGACAGGGGUUCUCGCCAGACGACAUGCGCGCCUAUAAGAUAGUCGACGCGGUCCCUGGUAAACGGCAGCAGCUGCGCAUCAUCAACGGUUCAGCUGGCACGGCGUUUGUUUUCUCCAUCGACGGACACAACCUGACUAUUAUUGCCAACGACCUCGUGCCGGUUGAGCCGUACACGACAGGCUCUAUUGUUGUUGCAAUUGGCCAGCGCUACGACGUCAUAAUCGACGGCCUCGACGACCCGGUGCCCUCAGGAAACUACUGGAUCCGGACGCAGCCCGCCGACGGCUGCAACCAUUUCCGCACGGGGGUGUUUGACAGCCGGGUCCCGGAGGCGGCGCCGUUCGACACGCGGACAGGAGUACUACACUACGACACGCCGCUGACGACGUAUAGCACGCUACCCUCAACAUUAUCGGCCACGACCAACUUCGCGUGCUUCGACGCGGCAGCGCAGCUGGCGCUCAGGCCCGUCGUGCCGUGGACCGUCGACAACGAGCCGCUGAACGAGGUCGCGCGGUCGACCUUCUACAACGCGCACCAGACCGCUAACGACCAGACUCUCGGCCGGGCCGGCAACUACUCGCACUGGCUACUUCAAGUAGACCCACUCGUCGAGCAGAGGACGGGCAGCUCGAUGCACAGCCCAUUUUGGAUCGACUUUACGAAUCCCACGCUGCUCAACCUCACGGGCGCCGGGAGCGAUCCGCAUUACAAUAUAAUUCGCUACCCGUACCGCGCGCAAGACGGCUUCAUCUACAUGAUCAUCGACGGGGCGCUGCUACCCGGCACUUCACAGCGGGACCUGCACGGCAACAUAAUCCCGCCGACGGCGCACCCGAUGCACUGGCACGGGACGGACGUGGUGAUACUCGGGCAGGACACGGCGGCGUUCGACCCGGCGCGGAGCCCGCAGACGUGGGAGCACGCGAACCCGCCGCGGCGCGACACUGUGACAGCCCCGGCGGGCGGCUACGUGGCGGUGGCGUUCCGGCCCAACAACCCGGGCGUCUGGCUGGUGCACUGCCACAUCGCGUGGCACGCGAGUGGUGGCCUGGCGUUGCAGAUGGUCGUCGAGGACGAGGCCGACCCCGGGCAGCACAUCUACCGCGCCAUUGGCCGGGCCGCCGUCCGCACGCUCUCCGACGGCUGCGCCGCGUACCGGCGGGACCUAGCCAGGCCCGACCUUCCGCCCAUGCGCGAGAAAGAUGACUCUGGUAUUUGAGACGUUCUGGACGGCGAGACCUCGUCGUUGGAAGGGGAAGGUGGCGGACUCUGGGCAAAGAGACACUAUGCAGGCUACUAACCGGAACAAGUAGUUCUACAAGACAAACUUAGAUGCGUCUAUCGUUAAUCUGAGAAUAUACGCCUAAUGAGAACCUCUUAAAUGUCUUGCUGGUGCCAUCUAAGUUUUGAUGAAUCAUGAUCAAAAGGGUCUUGAGAUAGUUAUUUGGCUUCAAUCACGGCGGCUCUUGCCAGCGCCGUCCACGACCACGUGCCUGCGGUCAAAGCCAUGAUGGUAAUGUUUUCCCUGUGAUCCUGUCAAGAGCACAGCACCGCAUC
Molecule: messenger RNA, 2339 nt
Organism: Lasiosphaeria miniovina
Lineage: Eukaryota; Fungi; Ascomycota; Sordariomycetes; Sordariales; Lasiosphaeriaceae
Product: multicopper oxidase-domain-containing protein
Exons: 5
Coding region: 1-2001 (666 amino acids)
Molecular function (GO): oxidoreductase activity; copper ion binding
Source: RefSeq, a predicted model, not a curated record